AUGAGGACAAAAAAUCCUAUGGCUAAAAAGCCACAACAAAUUUUAUUUUCUAAAAAUACAUAUGGACAUAAAACUAAAGUAGAGAAUUGGGAUUAUGAGAUACAUGCAGAAAAGAAAGAUAAUUAUGUGUAUCGCGAUUACUUAAGCAACCACAUCAGUACUUACACGCGUUGGGGAAAUCAAGAUCAAGGUAUUGGCAAAACAGAAACGCACAGUAUGCUUGAACAAGUAUUUACAAAAACUGACCCCAUUUACGCUUUUAAACCACUUGUUAACUUUACAUCGUAUCCUUGUACAGACACGCCUGGUAGAAAUAAGUUGAUGAAGAAAGCUGAUUUGCCCCAACUGCCUAGUGAUUUUGGUGUAAUGGAUUACCUUACUACUCAACAAGACGACUACAGGAGUCCAUAUCCAGGAGUGACAAAACCGUUAACAAUGGCAACUCCAAUAUGGUUAAUGAAUCGCGUAAUCCGCUCCGAUCUAACUCAUAACCAUGGUACAGCUCCGCCCAGAGGUGACUACCAAUGCUUGGACACCCAUACUCCAAUAGGGCAUAUUCGAGAAAUGCGUCUAUUUCGAUAUCAAUCUUUUAAUCCAGCCACCUGCCUUCAAGAUUUUCCAAAACUGUAGUUAAUUUCAGCGAUAAAUAAAAGAA
Molecule: messenger RNA, 655 nt
Organism: Zerene cesonia (dogface butterfly)
Lineage: Eukaryota; Metazoa; Arthropoda; Insecta; Lepidoptera; Pieridae
Exons: 3
Coding region: 1-630 (209 amino acids)
Source: RefSeq, a predicted model, not a curated record